Molecule: messenger RNA, 489 nt
Organism: Sphenostylis stenocarpa
Lineage: Eukaryota; Viridiplantae; Streptophyta; Magnoliopsida; Fabales; Fabaceae
Source: the annotation of a GenBank genome assembly
AUGAACUUCAGAAGUGGGUUCUCCGAUUCGAACGAUGACAGCAACAGCAAUGGCGAGGACAAUUCGCUUGCUUCAGAAGUCACGCCGCUGAGGCUUCUCUCGGAGCAUCUGGGGUCAAUCCUGGAGAGCGGGGUUGACUUUUUCUCUGACGCCAUGAUCGUGGCCGGCGACGGCCGGGAAGUGGCCGUGCACCGGUGCAUUCUGGCGGCGAGGAGUGUCUUCUUCAAGAACAAGUUCGCCGGAGGCGUGGUGCUCCGCUUGAAGGAAGUGGCCAAGGACUACGAUGUUGGGUUGGAAGCACUUGGAAUAGUUCUGGCUUAUUUGUACAGUGGGAGGGUGAAAGCUUUGCCCCAUGGUGGUUUUUGUGAGUGUGUGGAUGAUGUUUGUUCCCAUUUUGGGUGUAGACCUGUUGUGGAUUUCUUGCUUCAGCUCCUCUAUGUUUCAUCCACUUUUCAACUUUCUGAGUUGGUUGCUCUUUAUCACGUAUAG